GAUAUAUAAAUCUGAUGCGAUGUGUGGCGAUUCGAACUGUCGAAGCGACGACCGAGCACAGUUGAAUGCGGGAGAAAUCGUCACCGUUUCCGACACCGUUUGCUUUCAUUGUCGAAAGACACGGAGAAAAUUCCGGAGAGUAUUUUCCUACCUGCGCUCUCAUCUGAAGCCGAAGAGAAUUAAGCAAACAUACUGUUCAUCGAUAUCCACAUCGUCGUCGACGUCGUCGCACACAUCCAAGAUGAUAGACAAGAAAGUUGUGCUGUUCGAUCUCGGAGGCGUGAUCGUGACUCCGCCCCAAAGAGCGCUCUUGAAAUACUGUGAGGAGGCAGGACUUCCAAGGAAUUUUAUCUUCAAUGUGAUUUCUCAGGGUCGUGCUAACAACACAUUCGCUCGGCUUGAAAGAGGAGAGAUUACAGUCACACAGUUUGCUACAGAGUUUGAGCAGGAAUGCAGGCGGGUGGCGGAGGCACAAAGUCUGGUAAUACCUGAUAGUUUCAGCGCUACUGAGAUGGUUAACUUCAAGGAUCCGGAUCUUAUUCCUGAGAUGCUGAACGCUGUAGCCGUGCUCAAAGAAAACGGGGUGCAGACAUGCGCACUUACCAAUAACUACAUCGACAACACCUCGAACCGAGCCUAUGCAGCAGGCGGAUUAACGGCUUUCACCUUCUACUUUGAUGAGUUUGUCGAAUCAUGUCGGUUAGGUAUCCGAAAACCUGAUCCCAACAUAUUCCACGAGGCUUUGGCGAGACUAGGAGCCGAAGCCAGUCAGGCUGUCUUCUUAGAUGAUUCUGAAGUGAACACAAAGGCCGCUGAAGCUCUUGGGAUAACAAGCAUCUUGGUUCAGGACCCGAAGACUGCUCUAGAACAGCUCAAGAUCGUCACUGGCAUCGAUGUCUUCAAGCAGGCGGGACCGAUUACUGUUCACCCGGAUGAAGUCACACACAGUUACGUCACAACCAGGAGUAAAGUUCGGUUUCAUUUCACUGAGCUUGGCAGCGGACCUCCCGUCGUCCUCUGCCAUGACUUUGAGGAAGAUUGGGAAGCGUGGAGAAGUCUGAUGCCAGAACUCGCCAUAGCAGGGUUUCGAGCCAUUGCUCUUGAUUUGAAAGGCUUUGGAGAAAGCAGCAAACCAACAGAUACAGAGCAGUACACGUUGAAGAUCUUAUGUCGGGAUAUGACUGAGUUCUUAGAUGCGCUGGGAAUCGCCCAGGUCACUCUUAUCGGUAAAGGUAUGGGGUCAGCCUUUGCUUGGACAUUCGCUAACCAUACUACAGACAGAGUUCGAGCUGUUGCUGGAAUCAACACAUCGCCCUCUGUCGUCAUACCCGAUACAUUUUAUGGUGACCAAAUAAAGAGGAUUGGGUCUCUUCAGGACUACAUCAAAUUCCGCCAUUGUGAUAGAAACAACAACAACAACCCCGAUAUAGAGAUGGAGCAAUUCUACAGAAUAGCAACGUGCCAUUCGAGUGACACGAAUCCCGCCAAAGAUGAUCGUUGUCUUCAAGGCAUAGACGUGAAAGAAGACUUUGAGUUGUCGACGAAGGCAUCGAUGAACUGCCUUUGUAUCGAAGCAGAUAAACGUGAGAAGAAACAAUUGGGUGGUCAUCAUCGAAGCACCAAAUCAAAAUCAAAAUCACGGGGAGCUAACUGGUUUAGGAACAACGCGGCCAAUUGGGAAUGGAACCGGCGACUUAACGGAAGAAUGCUUCUCAUCCCCGCCCUCGUCGUGACCUCGGGUCAAGGAUCACCAAAGGAUGUUCCAGACGUCAGUGAACUUAAAAAAUGGAUUCCGGACGUAGAACACAGCCAUGUUUCGGGUUGUGAGAUCAAGACCGACAGAGAAAGAUCAUCGGAACUUAACCGAAUUCUCCGAAAAUGGCUGUUUACAAUUUACGCAGGCGAGCAUACACCUCUUAUGCCGUUGUAGACUGACUUACCCGAGAAUAGCCACAAGAUGGCGCCCUACUCAUCGAGGAGAACCUACUGAUUUUGGUCAAAUAUAUGAUUUACAGUAAUCGUAAAAAAGGAAAGUUACAAACUAGUAAAGAAAUAUGUAAGGCUGUAGAGAACUCAAAAAAAGUUGAUCAUGAAAAAGCAAAAUUAAAGGACUAACUGCCAAUACUUUAUCAAAAAUGGGAAAAUUUUACCCCUUAAGGCAGGGGAACUGAUUGUAUAUAUAUUGUAAUUCCUGUUUCCUGUUCACUCCCUCACUUUCUCAUAGAUCCGGACACUUACCUGCUAUCGUGUUUGCUUGUUUUUUAUAUUUUAUAUUGAUAUUUUUUUGAAUAACGGUAUAGUUAAAGACCUCCACUGAUACAAGACCCUUAUAUAGUUAUAAUGAAAAAUGCACCAUAUCAUUAUAUGUAAAUAUAACACAUUUUGUUAUCAUGGAUUACGAAGCAGCACCUUCACCUUAUACUUUUUGUUUAUGUAAGAAAAUCUUUGUUCAGAUUGCUUAUAUGUAAUAUGUAAUAUGUAAUGUUAAUUAAUUUAAUAGGUGUAAUUAUAGGUGCAUUAAUUGGUUUAUUUUUUCAUAAAUAUUUGUUGUCAUUUGCUUAUCUAUUUUGUUACUUAUUGUUGUAUUAGUAUUGUUUAUAUAUUCAAAUGUAAAGCUGCACAAAUAUAGUCUAUUAUUAUUAUUAUUAAUUUAUAUUGAACUAAUUAAUUUGCUUAUUAUGUUGUAAAAAUUGUUCCUUUGUAUAAUGUUGUAUCCAAGUAUUACCGUCACCUUUUCCUUUUGAAAGGAAUUGGAGCACAUUCUGUACACUUGUUUUGAAUGUGUACUUUAUUAGUUUGGAUACAAAUGGAAAAUAUUUUUUAAAUAUGUCUGUGUUUAAAAUGUAUGAGACAAUGUACUACAUGUCUGUUUAUACUGUAAGAACAAUUGUGUUCCUAUUCAUCAUUUUGUAUAAUUAUGAAGAUCUGAAUAAUGGCAAAAAAGCUUUAAAAAAAAAACUGUUGACCAGUCCUUGUAAAAAUUAGACUUUGACGUUACAAGCAAUGCCAUCCAUCAGUAAUUCUUAUUGAAUCGGAGGAUUUCGUAAUUUUGUCGAAGGAAUUACAAAAGGAAUGUGUCUCUGUGAGGUAUACUUUCUUCUGGGAGAACUAUCAAUUUGAUAUCUUUGUCCGGCUCUUUCGCAGCGAAGACAGAAUGACGUCGGACAGAGUGAAUAUGAAUGAUAACAAAUCCUUUGUAAACACGUAAAAGCGAAUAAUUUGUAAAGUUAAAUACAUGUCACCUGUAAAAUUUUCCGAUUUGUAUAUAUUGAAGAUGAACAUAGUCACUGUAAAACAUUCGUAACUUAGAAAUUGAGGAGUUUAGCGUUCCCAGGUUUUUUCGAAUGUUUUGAGAAGAGUGCAGCCUAAGUUUGCGACAAAGAUUUUGGGCCUGAGUAAUAAGCUCUCUCAUGAGAUGCGCAGACAAAACGUCAAAAUCUUUCGCUAAAGUCCUAUUAAGGGCGCCCUUUUUAUAAACACUUUUAGUGUACCCUUUGUGUGUAUAAAGAUGUAACAAUUUGCAAACAAAUGAACUAAGUUUUGAGGGAAAAAGAGGAGGUAGGGUUAUUGUCAAAUGGCAAUCAACCACAAUUGCGUCCUUUUCUCAGUAAAUGUGAAAUAGUUUAAGAUUGUCAUAGAAAAUAGAGUUGGCGUGGGAUUACUGCCUUUCAAAGUGAAUUAGAUAGGAGCUUGAGAUUAGCAGCUUACCAGUUCGACUAAACUUUUUUUCCCAAAAAUAAAUGUGACAUAAAUGAGUUCCACAAUCUCAAAACCGAUUAAUUUUGUGAAUCACGAUAAGGCUCGUAUUUUAUACAUUCUAGAUAAUGCAACCAAUUAUGAUUAUGAUCAUAUUCAUCGAUCAUAAACGUAUGAUUAGCAGUACAUCGAGACAAAUUAUAGAUUGUUUAUAUAUGUAUAUAUAUUCUCAGGAAAUGUUUAAUAAGUUUGAUUAUAAUUUUUGUGUGGCAUUAUACCACGGCCAAUCCGUCUGUUUGGAGCCAUAAGGACCUUCUGGCUUUAAAAAAUGAAUCAUUCUUCCUGUAAUAAAUAUAUGUGAUGUAGAUAUCUUAGAAUCAAUUGUUAAUUCCACAUUAUGUCGAUCAAGAGGAGGGGGGGGGGGUGAAGUGGCCGCUGUUCGCGUUUAUCAGGUUUAUGAAAUAAUAAUUUUGAAAGAAAUUUGUUUGUUACCAUCCUUCCAAUCUGAGCAAGUCUCGGAGCUCUGGUGUAACUUUUUUGAAAUUGUAGGUUAUAUUAGGGUUGUAAAACGAUUGCCCUCCCCCCUUCUGAUAAUCCUGGAUAUAUCUCUGGAAAUGUUCAUUGUAGCAGUUUAAUGUGAUAGAACAAUUUGUAUUAACAAUCUGAUCAUAUGAAGAAAAGAAAAAGAAUUCUGCUGGACAUGUAUUCAUGAGCUACGUGAUCAUUACAUUCAUGUAUGCGCCUGUGGUGUAUACAACUCUCACGAAUGAAUGAUUGCUAGUUUGUCUCAAUUCAGGGGUCAUUUGACAGUGUACUGAUCUAUUACCAAUUAUAAUUUAAGUAAAUUGAAGUCUUUUGAAAAUGCAUAGUUGAUAUCAAUUUUGUCAGUAUUGUGUAAAUAAACUCAUAUUUGUUUCAUUUUCAUUUUGUAAAGUUAUGUAGAGAUAAGAAUACGAUAUUAUGUACAGCUACUUAUUGACAGUGAUGCGUGAUUUGAAUAAAAAUAAAAUAUAUUGAAAAUAAAA
Strongylocentrotus purpuratus (purple sea urchin) is the source of this 4721-nucleotide messenger RNA. RefSeq names its product soluble epoxide hydrolase-like protein 2 (gene eh2). The transcript is spliced from 19 exons. Lineage: Eukaryota; Metazoa; Echinodermata; Echinoidea; Camarodonta; Strongylocentrotidae. The record is from RefSeq and is a predicted model, not a curated record. Bases 20 to 1930 code for a protein of 636 amino acids.